AUGUUGGUGUAUAAUAACCAGUGGCCUUUAUUGACAGAGCUUACAAUUUACUUCAUAGUUGGCCACAUGGUCGAGCUUAAGGUUGACAAGAUGUACGAUGCAAUUAUAUCGAUGGCAUGGUAUAAGCUACCGGUGGUGAACCAAAAGGAAUUUAGCUUUCUACUUUCCAGACAACAACGGCCCAUGAUUCUGACUGCCUAUGGUUUCCAUCCAAUGAAUUUCGAGGCUUACAUGAGCGUCUUACGAGGGCUGUACCAGUUUUUCGUGAUGAUCAUGCAAUAUGUGGAUUAA
This is a messenger RNA of Anopheles nili, 291 nucleotides long. Its product is annotated as odorant receptor 30a-like. Bases 1 to 291 code for a protein of 96 amino acids. The transcript is spliced from 4 exons. The record is from RefSeq and is a predicted model, not a curated record. Gene Ontology annotation, cellular component: plasma membrane. Lineage: Eukaryota; Metazoa; Arthropoda; Insecta; Diptera; Culicidae. Gene Ontology annotation, biological process: sensory perception of smell; detection of chemical stimulus involved in sensory perception of smell. Gene Ontology annotation, molecular function: odorant binding; olfactory receptor activity.